CUAGUGGUAACUUGAAAGUCUUCCCCGUGUCUACUCACUACAGUUUUAGCUAUGGCGUGUAUAGGGUCCGGUAGGCUCUGUGCUCGUGUGGAGAAAUUGUGCCAGUUUGGACAUUUCACGCAGGUUCGAAGAAAAGUUUCAUCGACGGCAUGUGUGAGAUUUCGACAAGAUCUACCCCGUUCUGGUACGACCUUGGUACAACACUGCCAGAAUGGGGCAAGGUCACGUGUCAGAGGAACAACGCCAGGUACGAGAGCUGCCAGUUCCAUGCAAACGCAGCAACCAGGUUCUUUACCCGAAUAUCAGGUCGACCCUUACCGCCUUCUUGACGACGAUCUCAAGGACGUCUAUGAUGACAUACGGCUGCAACUCAUCCAAAACACGUCGCAAGAUGAGCUGAAAACAAUAGCAACAUAUUACUUCGAUGGGCAAGGAAAAGCCCUACGACCAAUGGUGGCUAUUCUCAUGGCUAGAGCUAUAAAUUAUCAUAAGGAAAGAAGCCAUCUAUUGGAAUCGCAAAGGCAAGUAGCGAUGUUUGCAGAGAUGGUCCACAACGCUUCUCUAAUUCACGAUGAUGUUAUCGAUCAAUCAGAUUGUAGACGUGGAAAACCGUCCGCAAAUGUGCUGUGGAAUCACAAAAAGGUCACGAUGGCUGGUGACUUUAUUCUCGCCGUUGCAUCAAUGAUGGUAGCACGAGUUCGCAACGAUGAUGUCACGCUCACCCUAAGCCAGGUCGUCACAGACCUAGUGCAAGGUGAAUUCAUGCAACUCGGUUCCAAGGAAACAGAGAAUGAAAGAUUUGCCCAUUAUUUGACGAAAACUUAUAGAAAAACAGCCAGCCUCCUUGCGAAUUCCGCAAAAGCCGUCGCGAUGUUAGCUGGUGCUGAUGAUCAACUGGCGGACGUAGCCUUCCAAUAUGGAAGAAACAUUGGACUUGCCUUUCAGCUGGUAGACGAUCUCCUGGACUUUGUGUCAUCAUCAGCAGCUAUGGGAAAACCAACAGCAGCUGAUCUCAAAUUAGGACUUGCCACAGCACCAGUUUUAUUUGCUUGUGAACGGUAUCCAGAAUUGAAUCCAAUGAUUAUGCGACGUUUCCAAGAGCCUGGAGAUGUUGAAAAGGCCUUUGAGUUUGUCCAUAAAUCACAGGGUCUUGAACAAACUCGGUUCCUUGCAAAAAAGCAUUGUGUUGAAGCAGUUCGUCUAGCACAGUCUUUGGCAGAAAGUCCUUAUCAAAAAGGUCUCUUGGUAGUAAGUGAUCUUGUUAUCAAUCGAAUGAAGUAGCCCUCAAUGAAUUUUCUUGGAGACCAAACGAGUACAAAACUGCUGUCGUACUCUGCUGAGUCACGACCUUGAAAGUGGCCCUUAGGCACAUAAUCGGAUUCAACUCAAUAUCGAGUCUUGAAUCCCGAAAAUUUCUUUCGGAAAGAAAGAUCAAUAGGACUAGACAAAUGGACCUACGGGUCUUUAUGAAUGUAUGUGUUGAACUGUGUGUAAGUGUGUUGCGUAAAUGGUAUUUUUUAAGUGUGCACUGACGAGUUUCAAUAGAUAACUUGAUGAGCAGACGAAAAAGCGACUAGAGCUUUUUUUACUCAAUAUAGUCCGUGCAAUAGGGGUAAAAAUAGGGCUUUGCUUAUUAAUAAUUCCCAAUGAGAUAAUUUUUGGAAUUAGAGUACGUCAAAACUUGAUCAAUUGAAAAUGGAUCACAGCCCAAAAAUAAUUAUACUGGAUGUUUAAUACACGGUAGAAUCUCCUAUUUACUAGGCUAUAAUAAAUUGAGAUCAACGCAAACGUACAUCGUGUAACAAGAUUCAGGAAACUCGUCUGCUGGGGAAAUUUAAAAGAUACAUUGAAGAAUAUACACAUAUAUUACGGUGUUUCAGAGAGAACUAUUUUUUUUUGUAAUAGACUUAGAAGUUUUCUUUGGACUCAAAAAGAUGCCGGUUAAAAUUUCAGCUCUUAAUAUUAAUACAUUUCCCUCAUCACACUUUUUCGUUUUCCAUAAGAUUAACAUGGGAAAAAUAUUGUUUGUUGCUUUUGAAUGUUAUUACUCACCAACAAAGUAAUUCUUGAAAAAAAUCUUUCAAGAAUUGAAUAGUCCUCAAAAUAAAUCAAUUUCCAUUUUUGAGCUUAGUAGUUUGGCCACAAAAGUCCAAUAAUCAUGAAAUUUACCGUACAUUCAACUUUGACCUCGAAUAACUUUCGAACCUGUGCAGUCAUCGAAAAUGAUUACGGACCUUUUUUGCAGAGCGUUCAACUCUCUAUAAAAAUAUGUCUUCAUCAAAUCUGGACAUUAAUUUGUUGGUGAGUAAAAAAAAUUGGAAACCAACAAACAGCAUUUUUCCCAUGUCAAUCUUAUAGAAAAUAAAAAAGUGCGAUGAGAGACAUGUAAAUAUUAAUAUUAAGAGCUGAAAUCUUAAUUGGGAUCUCUUCAAAUUCAAAAGAAACUCUCGAGUCUAUUGCCAAAAAAAAGAAAAGUUCUUUCUGAAACACCCUAAUAUAGGUAUAUGUGUACAAUAUGGGUAGUGCAGACGCUUAAAGUAUUAUUCAAAAUUUUUCUUUGUGUUUUCUUUUUUUACUUUGUUAUCAAAUAGCCAUUAUGUCUAUGCCAUUCAGAAAUGGCAAAACGUACCCAUAACAAACAAUCAGAAAGCUAUGAAUGAAUUAAUUAAUAAACUGCCACGAUUAAACGUGGGCCAAAGUGCCUGAUUCGCUUUCUAUUAUUUCGUUGGUGUAACAAAUGUACGAAUGGUAAUCAAUGAAUAACGAUAAUUAUUUGUAAAGAUUGUACCAGCGGGAUCGUCCACCAUUAUGGACCGUCGGAGCAUUACCUUAUUUUUAUUGUCGUACAUAUCGCUACCCUCCCAACUGUAAAUAUAUGUAAAAUUUAGAAUAGCCCAUAAUUCACAGUUAUGUAAAAAUGAGAACGUAAUAAGGUAUUGACUUUUGUCGCAUCGACUAAGUUCUAUUGUUUAAGAUGCUGAAGUUUAGAAAAUUGCCUGGGAACGAUCAACUCUUAUAAUCUUGAAUUCGCGAUCUUAAUCAGCUUAGACACAUCCAAGUAAAGUCUCGAGAUCCAUUCGGCACUAGGCUCUUAGACAAGUUAAUUAUCGUCACUGGCGAUCUCUUAUUGACUGAAAGUUCAAUGAUUAUUACCUAGCUGGCACGUUUUUAUGAAGAUCGAUUCAAUUUUCAAGACCAAACAUAUGCUCUCAAUUUCACCUGUGGGUUACAUUGCGAACCCACCACAUUUAAACACAAUAAUGACGUUAAUCAUUUGCCUGAUAAUUAUUUUAUCAAAGAAGUAGGGCUUAUGUGAAUGAAUGUACCACAUGGUACCACUGAUCUCUAUCUAAAUCAAGAUCAGUGGAAUGUACAUUUAGCAAAAAAUAAUGAAUAUUUAUCUAUUGCAGAAAACACUGUAUGUAAUAUUUUUCAAAUAAAUAUCUGAUAAUGCAGUUUACUAGAUGCUGGACACAGAAAUGCUCAAAUGUAACUUAUAUUUAUGAUAUGUUAACGUGCGUACGCUUAAAUACGUGUUGAUAUAUUUGUACAUGUAAAUACGUAUGGUACUUGCGCGCAAGCAUAUAUCAGAAUUAAUAUAAUAUAUAAAUAUUACAAUAACGAACGCAAAAUGUAAUUAUGAUCAAAUUUAGUGUAAUCAUUUGUUAUUAAUACUGAAUAAUUAUAUGAAGCGGAGGGAUAAAAAAGUUUUAACGAAAUAAAACCAACAAAAACAAACUUGGUAGUAGCUGCGAAUGCAAUUCUACCUAUAUUCGUACAGAUGAUGGGAAAAAAAGAAGUAAGUGAUCUAAAUGUUUAGUAUUCACCAUCAAACAGCUGAAAUCUGCCCGUAGCUGUAGUUUAAUCCCUUAGGACCCAGCUAAGGAUGAUGUUAAGCGUGGCACCAAGUGAAAUUCACCACCUCUUCGAUAAUGAUAUUUGCCUAUGAAAGUCUGCUAGAUGUUUUGUUAGAAUCGAAAAAAUUGGGCUUCUGAAAAGUAAAUAUUGUACUUUGCACGAUGCGUCUAAUUCCGAAGGAUUUUACAGAGAAUUUUCGCUUAUAUUUUGUAAGAUAGAAUAACAAAUCAACAAUGAUAAUUCAGUACGCUUCAUUAUUGUCUUGAAGUUAAUAUCCGGUUGGAUUUUCUGUUUGAUACAACGAAAUCGUUCAACUCUGGAGCACUAACAGUGAUGCAUAAUAUUCCUUUGAUGCAUGUUCGUACGUACAGUUCAGUCAGCAAGUGAAACCAGAAUAGAGAGAACUAUCAGUGGGUAGAAAUCGAAGAUGGUGAUUGUGAAAUUAUGCUCAGAAAAAUGAAGUGCAACAAAUUGUACUUGACACGUUGAUUCUGUUUGGAUUAUUUUGUUAACUCUGCACACAUACUCCGUGUGCACUCCAUUAAAAAUGUACACACGCUGGAGUCACAUAGUACCCCAGAUUACACGUCUAGAAUUAAAGUACAUAAGCAAAGUAAUAAUAAUGUAAAUAUUAUACAAAUUACGUAUUGUAAUAUGUAAGAUUCAAGUUAAGCUUGUAGAUUCCGGAGCUGAUUUAAUAAGAAGAAAAUCAGAUAUUCAAUUAACUGAAUCCCACAAAGAGGAUAUAACGAGUUCGUAAACUAAUUAUUGACAUUGUGACAUUGUAGUCCUGUAUAUAUUAGUGAUUAGCCCUUAAGUGUAACCCAGCUUUAAAGCUGGAGAACCCCCGUUUUCUUUUGGUUGUGGGUUUAUCAUUUUUAUUACAAUUAUUAAGAUGCGAUGAAAAUGCAAUAUUAUAAUUAUUGUGUUGGGGAAUUAAAACAACUUUGUAUAAUUAUUAACUUUUUUUUUAAUAUAAACACUAAAAGAAAACAUUCAUUGUGUUGUUUUUACUUCAUUAUUGCUGAUUUUUCAUCACUGUUCUCAACUCUUCAUUACAAUCCUUAAAUUCAUCAACAUUAAUAGCACUUCUGACGAUCAACAAUAAUGAUCGAGUGCUUUUCAAUGGACAAAGCUUUCAGACAUUCAUUAUUCCAAAAGCGAAUAUCCGUCUCUAUGGGGUAGCAUCAAAACACCGCGAAUUAACAAUGAACACAAGAUUAGUUAAUCAGCUGAAAAGAGUCACUUUUAACUGUGAGAAUUUUAUUUCACCGGAAUCAAGUGAAUACCUAUUCGCUAUAAGACGAAAGUUCGGUUAAUUUUGAUACAGCUCACUUUAUUAAGAACUUCGCGGAUCUGAGAUAAAAAAUGCCAAGUUUGGACGCUUAUGAAAUACAGCAUUCAACACGAGCCAUUGAUUGCGGUGUAUUGAUGCUAUUCUAUUAUUCUCCUAAUUGAAGAUAAAUAAAAAGAAAUUAUCGGUGAGCUUAUUUUAUCAGCUUGUAAAAUGAUGGAUUGAACCGAAAACGAUACAAUAACGUAGACAUAACACGAAGUUCAAAACAGUCCUCAACUAUGAUCCGAAAGAUUGUUAAAUAAACAAUAGGUGUAUCCAGUGUAAUAAAAUUUUAUGUAUAUUUACAUUCA
Athalia rosae (coleseed sawfly) is the source of this 5505-nucleotide messenger RNA. RefSeq names its product all trans-polyprenyl-diphosphate synthase PDSS1 (gene qless). The coding region runs from base 52 to 1281 and encodes 409 amino acids. Gene Ontology annotation, molecular function: prenyltransferase activity. The record is from RefSeq and is a predicted model, not a curated record. Gene Ontology annotation, biological process: isoprenoid biosynthetic process; ubiquinone biosynthetic process. Gene Ontology annotation, cellular component: mitochondrion; transferase complex. NCBI's taxonomy places the organism in Eukaryota, Metazoa, Arthropoda, Insecta, Hymenoptera, Athaliidae. The transcript is spliced from 8 exons.